CCUAUUCGACUAGACGAAAGUGGAAAUGCGAAGAGAUAAUUCCGGUGGUGAAUUGGGCAGUUUGACCCAUGUCGUAAAUGAUCAACGACGUGAACGAAGCGAAGAAGGCACGAACAAUUACCAUCAUGAAGAGUUCACGUGUCUACUUAAUACCAACCUGACCGCCGACGGUAUUCACACACAACAGUGUUCUCACAGUGACGUUAAUGCCAACAGUCAAUUUGAUGCCGAAAAACCAAAUGAAAGUGUGAAGAGUCAGUCAGAGCAACAUUUCUGUGCAAGGAUAAAACAAUUCAGAACAAAAUUCAAAGUGGAUAAAAAUUUUCGCCAUAAAUUUAGUUACAGUUUCUUUCUGGUAUGGUCGUUCUUCAUUCUGGGAUGGAUGUUGGGUCAGGUCGGACCAUCCCUUCUCGACUUACAACUAAUCACAAAUGUCACUUUGGAAACGGCAGCAUUCUAUGUGACGUCACUAUGCGCUGGAUAUAUGGCAGGAUCGUUCUUGGGUGGCAUUCUGUAUGAUCGUUUCAACAAAUUUUUACAAGCCUGGCUGUUCUUGAUUGGAUUGGCAGGGACAGUUUCUCUCGUUCCCUGGUGUACCCACUACGUUGUAAUGUUUGCAGUACAGUUCUUAGUAGGCAUUUUCCAAGGAUGCAUUGAUACGGUGAGCUGUGCAGAGAUGGUAUCAAUAUGGAAUAAAAAGACCAGCCAGUCUUUCAUGCAGGCUCUCCAUUUUGGUUUUGCGUCAGGUGGCAUCAUUUCGCCUCUAAUAACAGCACCGUUUCUAGCCCAUAGAAAUACUUUGGUUACACCAGCCUUCGAAAACCUUAAUUCCAGCGUUGUUCUGUUGACUUCCUCAGUCAAACAUCAAGAAAUAUAUUCCGCUCCUUUUACAUACAGUAGUGUAUCUAAUAUUUCAUACAAUGAUUCUAGACUGGAAUUGGUAAGUAAUGUAUCAUCAUUGGAAACCCCUUCGUCUAUAGAACAUUCCUCAGAAUACGAGACAUCCCGGGUACAUAUUGCAUAUGCAAUAUCUGGUGUUGUCGCAUUCUUGGUUUCUCUGCCAUUUUUAAUAAUAUAUUUACGAAUACGUAGCGACUUUAAUCGUCAUGGAUGUGAGGAUAGAAAACGGUCGAACACUCCACUCCCGUUGUCAGUAAAGAUAGUAGUUUUAAUCAAUAUGAGUGCAUUGUCUAUGCUUUACACGGGACUAGAAGAAACGUUCGUUGAAUUCCUUUCCGCAUUCUGUGUGGAACAAGUGAAUUGGACAAAAACACACGGAUCCCUGGCCACGUCCCUUUAUUUUGGUUCUAUAGGCCUGGGACAUUUCAUCAACAUGUUUACUGUCAGAAUGGUCGAUCAUGUAAAACUCAUGGGCAUGAAUUGUUUUAUGUUGAUACUAGCGAUGAUUGUACUGACUUUGAGUGCUGAUAACAUCUUCCAUGCCGGUGUGUGGGUUGCACCUCCACUUGCCGGACUUUCUCUCUCUAUCAUUUAUCCCAUCAUAUUUACAUGGACAGAGGACGUGUUCAUACCCGUCACUGGAAGAAUCUCAUCCCUAUUUAUCCUGACAGGGGCUAUGGGCAGCAUGAUCAACCCAUUAAUUCUAGGGAUCUUAAUGGACGAGCAAAGUCCUAUGUGGUACUGCUACCUCCUUCUCAUAGAAAGUAUACUGCAGUUUGUUUUUUACCUGUCUGGAUUAGCACUGCAGCGAUUUGUUAAAACAAGGUAUCGUGAUGCCGAUAGAAAAACAAAUGAAAUGCACACACAUUGUGAGAUAACAAAGGCUUCUGAAUGCUAA
Ylistrum balloti is the source of this 1798-nucleotide messenger RNA. Its product is annotated as sodium-dependent glucose transporter 1-like. Bases 26 to 1798 code for a protein of 590 amino acids. The record is from RefSeq and is a predicted model, not a curated record. The transcript has 4 exons. NCBI's taxonomy places the organism in Eukaryota, Metazoa, Mollusca, Bivalvia, Pectinida, Pectinidae.